Molecule: messenger RNA, 1245 nt
Organism: Phytomonas sp. EM1
Lineage: Eukaryota; Euglenozoa; Kinetoplastea; Trypanosomatida; Trypanosomatidae
Source: the annotation of a GenBank genome assembly
AUGUCGUUCGUCGUGCUGCGGGAUGGAACGGGGUUCGUGCAGUGCGUCUUUGACGGUGCCGUGGAGCCGUUUCACCGGGAGACCUCCCUCGCCAUCCGCGGCGUCGUUCGCAGCGAGCCGAAGGCGAAGGGCGACCUCCAGCCCCCGAUCGAGAUCCAGGUCCAGGAGUACGCGAUCAUCGGCCGCUCCGACGGCACCAUCGAGACGAUCAUCACCGCCGAGAGCUCCAUCGAUAAGCUGCUCGAUCAUCGCCACAUCGUCCUCCGCGGGAUGAUCGGGAGCUCCGUGAUGAAGGUGCGCCACGAGAUGCUCCGCGUCUUCCGUGAAUUCCUUUGGUCGAAGGGCUACUACGAGGUGAGCCCGCCGACGAUCGUGCAGUCAGAGUGCGAAAGCGGCUCCACUGUCUUUGACUUGACCUACUACAACGAGAAGGCCUACCUCACGCAGUCCUCGCAGCUUUAUCUGGAGACGGUCACGUCGUCGCUCGGGAACGUGUUUUGCUGCUUACCCAGCUACCGUGCGGAGAAGUCAAAGACGAAGCGCCACCUCAGCGAGUACACCCAUCUAGAGGUGGAGUACGACGUGUGCACCUUUGAGGAUCUGCUCAGCCGACUGGAGGAGCUCAUCACGCACGCGUUCGACAACAUCAUCGCGCGCGCUGGAAAUUUAGUCGCCCUGCUGAACCCCUCACAGGUGAUCGACCCGGAUGGGGAUCUUUUCGACCCCGCAAACUACAAAUUUCGCCCUAAACGCCCCUUCCGUCGCCUGCGGUACAGCGAGGCGAUUCAGUUCUGCAACGAUAACGGCAUUUUGAACCCCGAAACGGGCGAGAAGUUCAAGAUUGGCGAGGAUAUUACCGACCAGCCGGAGCGCGCGAUGGUGGCGAAGUUCAACGAGUUCAUCCUCAUGACGCACUUCCCCGCCGCGAUCAAGUCGUUCUACAUGCAGCGCGAUCCCGAGGAUCCGAUUAUGACGGAAUCCGUGGAUGUUCUCGCGCCCGGGAUCGGCGAGAUCGUUGGCGGUUCCAUGCGUAUGUGGGAUUACGACGAGCUUAUGAAGGUUUACGAGCAGGAAAAGAUCGAUCCGUCGCUCUACAGCUGGUAUAUUGAUCAGCGACGGUACGGCAGCGUCCCGCACGGCGGGUUUGGCUUGGGAAUUGAGCGUCUGCUGGUGUGGUUGCUGGAUUUGGAUAGUGUGAAGGAGGGAUGUCUUUAUCCGCGCUACAUGGGGCGAUGCAAGCCGUAA